UUGUUCAUCAUUGUUAUAUCUAUCAAAACAUGUUUGCGAUAUUUUAUAUAUUAAGUUCUCGAUACUGAAAUGUUUCAAUAAGGUGAAAGGGCACUUGUGUUCAUGUUCAAAUAAACCACGUGAUAAGACCACAAGGACAAGGAAGAAAUGAUUGUGAAUGCGCCUUUUGAACGUAUAUAAGAUUAAGGUGGCCAUGGACCCCCGCAUUAGUGCCCAGGAUGUUUUACGGUGUCGUCUUUGUAAGACUCCUAUCCCCCCUUUAUACUGUGACAUUUGUCACAUACAUCUAUGUAAAACCUGUGCAGGGGAACAUAUCUUAGAUGAGUCCUCGGAACACAAAGUGGUCGUUUUUAAAAAGCGUGGAUUAGCUCCUAGUUGUUCUAAACAUUCUAAAAAGUUAUGUGAACUUCACUGCGAACAAUGUGACAUUCCUAUUUGUUUGCAGUGUAUUUCAUUUGGAGAACAUCACGGGCACGAACUAGUUGAAAUUUCAAAACUUCUAGAGAACAAGAAAAAGAAAUUAGACAGAGACUUGCAAGAAUUAGAAAAUUCCAUAUUUCCUAAAUACCAAGAGAUUGCAUCUAGCAUCCCAGUUCAGACAAAUGAUCUUAACAAAAACUCCCAGAAAUUGGCAUCAGCUAUUAGCAAACGUGAAGAAGACAUGCACAAAGAAAUAGACAUUGCAAUGCAGAAACUAAUUUUUGAAGUGAAUGAAAUGGAAUCCAAACACUUGGUUGUCCUAGAAGAACAGGAAGAUGAAAUCAAACGCAGUAUUUCUGAAAUCACUCAGAUUAUUGCUGAUCUAAAAGAAUUACUGAACUCGAAUAAUAUCUGCCUUAUCUCUGACUACAAAUCCAGGAUUGCUGAAUUCAGAAGACUGCCUCCUAAAAUCACAGUAACUUUGCCAAGUUUGACGCCUCAUAAGAUUGAUAAUGAACAGCUUCAGCAACGGUUUGGAUCUCUGACAGGAUUAUCUUUUACAACAGAAGAACGUUACCUACCAGAUUCUUCCGAUGAUGAAUCUUCUCUCCCGGACAAGCAACUAAUUGACAAACCACUUAUCAUCACAAUUAUAAACACCGAAUAUAGAGACCUCUAUAGAUUAUGCAGUGUCGCAUGUCAGAAUGAUGACGAAGUAUGGACGCGUGGUCAAGACAAUGUCAUAAGACUUUACAAUACCACAGGGAACAUGCUUCAGUCUAUCAAAACCAAGUCCGGACAUAAGCCAUGGGACAUUUCAUUGACAAAGAGGGGUGAACUAGUUUAUACUGCUUACAGUGAUAACUCUGUGAACAAAGUGAAGAAUACAGAAAUACAGACAGUGAUCAAACUAUGGGAAUGGAGACCGCGAAGUGUUUGUAGUGCUUCCUCUGGUGACUUUCUUGUCAUUUGUGUUAGUGAUGAUGAGAAACAAACUAAAGUUGUACGUUAUUCUGAUACCAAAGAAGUACAAAGUAUUCAAUUUAAUGACAAAGGUCUACCUCUUUAUUCAUCCAACUUUCUGCCUAAAUAUAUUUGUGAGAACAAGAACUUGGAUAUUUGUGUAGCUGACAAUGAAGCUCGUGCAGUAGUGGUGGUCAGUCAGGCAGGAAAAUUCCGCUUUAUUUAUAAUGGCUCUCAUAUGAACACCAGAGACCCGUUUAAACCAGUCGGCAUCACUACAGACAGCCAGAGUCGAAUCCUGACAGCAGACUAUAACAACGACCGUAUCCACAUCCUGGACAAGGACGGACAAUUCCUCUGCUAUAUUGACAACUGUGACCUACAAGGUCCACUGGGUUUAUGCGUGAACAACAGAGACAACCUUUUUGUUGCCGAGUAUAAAACAGGCAAAGUUAAGAAAAUACAAUAUGUUAUAUGAAACAAAACAAAAUGAUUUUGUUUUAAACAUUAACAUUAUGUAUCUGCCUGAAUUGUUUUCAAAUCAAAACGAAUUUAUGUUAACAAUAUACUAGUUAUUUACAAAAGAUAUUCGUUUACACCAGGAUCAGUUGUAAAUGUACAUAUGUUUUCUGAGCUUCUGCAAAGAUGUGGUUACUAGUAAAAGAAGGCAGUUUAUU
This is a messenger RNA of Magallana angulata, 2060 nucleotides long. RefSeq lists its product as uncharacterized. The record is from RefSeq and is a predicted model, not a curated record. The coding region runs from base 158 to 1861 and encodes 567 amino acids. NCBI's taxonomy places the organism in Eukaryota, Metazoa, Mollusca, Bivalvia, Ostreida, Ostreidae. The transcript has 2 exons. Gene Ontology annotation, molecular function: zinc ion binding; protein binding.